CCCCCCCACUCCGUCGUCAUGGCGCCCCCCACAGGUGACGUCAUGGAUAACUCGAUUCAGGCCGCUGUGGUGAAUCACCUGCGAUGGGACCUGACGGCGGAACAAAUCGAAAACCUGACCAAUGAGCUCAUUGAAAAAACCAAGCUGGUGUAUGACCGGGUGGGCGCCCAGGAACAGAGAGAGGUGUCUUAUGAAAACACCCUCAAGGCUCUGGCUGAUGUGGAGGUGGAGUAUACAGUACAGAGGAACGUUCUGGAUUUCCCCCAGCACGUCUCCCCCUCCAAGGAAAUUCGCGCAGCCAGCACCGAGGCAGACAAGAAGCUCUCUGCAUUUGAUGUGGAAAUGAGCAUGAGGCACGAUGUGUACCAGAGAAUCGUCUGGCUGCAGGAAAAAUCGCAAACUGAGUCACUGAAGCCGGAAGCCAAGCGGUACCUGGAGCGGUUGAUCAAGCUGGGGAAAAGGAACGGACUUCACCUUCCUGAAGAGACUCAAGAUAAAAUCAAAGCCAUUAAGAAGAACCUGAGCCUCCUCUGCAUCGACUUCAACAAGAACCUAAAUGAGGACACCACCUUCCUACCCUUCUCCAAGGAGGAGCUGGGAGGGCUCCCGGAGGACUUUCUCAACUCUCUGGAGAAGACGGAGGAUGAAAAGCUGAAGGUCACCCUCAAGUACCCCCAUUACUUUCCUCUCCUGAAGAAGUGCCACGUGCCAGAGACCAGGCGGAAGGUGGAGGAAGCGUUCAAUUGCAGGUGCAAGGAGGAGAACUGUGUGAUCCUCAAGGAGCUAGUAGACCUGCGGGCCCAAAAGUCCAGCCUGCUGGGUUUCAGCACUCACGCCGACUAUGUCCUGGAGAUGAACAUGGCUAAAACCAGCAAGAAUGUGGCUACUUUCCUAGACGAGCUGGCCCAGAAACUGAAGCCCCUGGGCGAGGAGGAGCGAGCCAUCAUCAUGGAGUUGAAGAAGAAAGAGUGCAAGCUGCGAGGCCUGGAGUUCGACGCCCGGAUCAACGCCUGGGACAUGCGUUACUACAUGAAUCAAGUGGAGGAGACCCGCUACAGUGUGGACCAGAACCUGCUGAAGGAGUACUUCCCCAUGCAGGUGGUCACGCAGGGCCUCCUGGGCCUUUACCAAGAGCUGUUGGGGCUGACCUUCAACCUGGAAGAGAACGCCGUGGUGUGGCAUGAGGAUGUGAAGCUUUACUCAGUGAGGGAUGUAGUCUCGGGGAAGGAGAUUGGGAAAUUCUACCUGGACCUGUACCCGCGGGAAGGGAAAUACGGCCACGCUGCCUGCUUUGGCCUGCAGCCCGGCUGCCUCCUGCCCAAUGGCAGCCGCCAGAUCUCCAUCGCAGCCAUGGUGGCCAACUUCACCAAGCCCACACCGGACGCCCCGUCUCUGCUCCAGCACGACGAGGUGGAGACGUAUUUCCACGAGUUUGGGCACGUGAUGCACCAACUCUGCUCUCAGGCCGAGUUUGCCAUGUUCAGCGGAACCCACGUGGAGAGAGAUUUUGUGGAGGCGCCGUCGCAGAUGUUGGAAAACUGGGUGUGGGAGAAGGAGCCCCUGCAGCGAAUGUCCAAGCACUACAAGACUGGCAGCGCCAUCCCUCACGAGCUCCUGGAGAAACUCAUGAAAUCUCGCCAGGCAAACACAGGUCUUUUCAACCUCCGUCAGAUCGUCUUGGCCAAGGUGGACCAGGCUCUGCACACCCAGAUCAAAGCAGACCCUGCCGAGGAGUACGCCCGGCUGUGUGAGGAAGUGCUCGGGGUCCCGGCCACUCCAGGUACUAAUAUGCCAGCCACUUUUGGCCACCUGGCCGGGGGCUAUGAUGCACAGUACUACGGCUACCUCUGGAGCGAAGUGUAUUCCAUGGACAUGUUCCACACCCGCUUCAAGCAGGAAGGCAUCCUGAAUGCAAAGGUCGGAACAGACUACAGAACCUGCAUCCUGAAACCAGGGGGCUCCGUGGAUGCUUGCGACAUGCUGAGGAAAUUCUUAGGUCGAGACCCCAAGCAAGAUGCCUUCCUUCAGAGCAAAGGACUGAAGGUGGAGAGUCCUUCACCACCCUCAGCCUGCUGAGGGGCCUCGCCUAGCCCCAGGCCAGGGUGGGAGGGUAGAUCGGGUGAGGUUCAUUGUCUCUGGGGCUGGCUGCUGGGACCCCACUUGACGCAGCACCCUUUGUCCUGUUGCCUUAAACCCUCAACAGGAGAGCUCUCCCCAGUUCGAGACUUGGGUUGAGAGGGGAUUUGGGUUGAGAGGGUAUUGGCCUUCCCUCCAUGCAAAUUCCCUUGGAAAAGAUUUCCAGAGCCUGGCCAAUGGGGUUUCCAUCCUCAAAGCUUGAAUUCAGCAGGUAGCCAUUACAGAUGAGGGGGUUGUCAGGUUUACCGUACUUACUUACAUAAUUGUCCCUCUUUAGCUCUAAUUUUUUUGACACUAAAACUGGGAAAGGGGGUCAUGCAAGUACCUAUAGGAAUUAAGUCCCGCAAUAAGGGACGGAUGAGGAAAAAACAAGAGGGGAGGAAGGUAAGAGGCCCCUUGAGACUGACUCUGAUUUCUGUUGCACUCUUGCAGGUGUUGAGUAAGCUAGGCACCCAACUGCCAUUCCACUGUCAGGUUCUCAACCUCCUUCUGCCCCUCCUUGUGCCUAUCGCUGCUUACAGGCAUGUGGCACAAAAAGUAAUCUUGUAUUUCCUCCUCAAAACCCAGGGUGGGCAACUUAUGUGGUAGAGACAAUUAUGUAAGUAAAUAUGGUAUUUGCCAUUUAGUAGGGACCUAUUGUUUCAGGGAGCUGCAGGCUUCACACUCAGUGGAGCCGCCAAAGACAGCAAGCUCAAUCUCUCCCCUCUCUCUUUCUCUCUGCCUGUCUUUCUCUCACACAGACAGAAUCUAAGCAAACUGCAGGUCUCCUCUUUGGUCAUCCUACCUUUCUGGAACUCCUUACGUGAUAGGAACCCCCUUCUGAAUAGCAACUGUUUCAGAGAGGAAAAGCAAAAUAGGAUUCUUUCCUAUGUGAUAGUUUAGCUUACAAUGGAUGAAAUCGUAACUUAGAGUUAGGGAUUGCGGUGGGGUGAUUUUUUUUUUUUUUUUGGUGUGUGUGUGUGUGUGUGUGUAUUUUUAGACGCUUAAUUUAGUGGGAGCUUGGGACUUCUGGGAAUUGAAAGCUGCAGUGUAUGAGUGUGUGUAGGGGUGUGUAUGAGUGUGUAGGUGUGUGUGUGUGUCUCACCCCUCUCUUCUCCUCCCCCGACCCCAAUAUACCUUGUGAAAUGAGAAGAAAUAACUUCUCUUUCCAAGGUGGGGGCGAGCCUUAAGCCCCCUCUGUGGUUUCCUUUAACCCCAGAGCCAUAGUUGCCAGUUUCAUGGUGGUAACAGGGUCCAUUGUCUCCAUGGGGUUGGGAGUGAGGAGGCAGAGUAGUUAGCUUCUCCCUUGUUCCUUUUUUGGCCGGGGGCGGGAGGGGAACCAGAGGAAGAGCCAAAAUGGUGGUGCCCCCUCCUCCAUUCUGUCAGAAAGAUGAAAACCCUGCCAGCAUUGCCACUUUUGGAGUCCUUACUGGAGAGGGGCUUCAAGCCAUUUUCCUGUGGGCUGGGUCUUGAUGAGCUCCGGGCAAUCAGACCCUCUUGCUCCCUGUUAAAUAAUUAGGGAAAAUGGAUGCAGGACUUAAAUCGUGGAGAAAUCACUAUUCCUUCUCCAUCUGUCUUAGCAUCUAGCAUCUAGCAAGUUCAGCAAGGUCCUCCCUGGAAGACGGUUCACUCAUUCAUUCAUUCAAUUGUA
Tachyglossus aculeatus (Australian echidna) is the source of this 3766-nucleotide messenger RNA. RefSeq names its product thimet oligopeptidase 1 (gene THOP1). Bases 19 to 2076 code for a protein of 685 amino acids. NCBI's taxonomy places the organism in Eukaryota, Metazoa, Chordata, Mammalia, Monotremata, Tachyglossidae. Gene Ontology annotation, molecular function: metalloendopeptidase activity. Gene Ontology annotation, cellular component: mitochondrial intermembrane space. The transcript has 13 exons. Gene Ontology annotation, biological process: peptide metabolic process; proteolysis. The record is from RefSeq and is a predicted model, not a curated record.